GUUUGUAUGCUGUAAGAGGUAUCGCCUCACUGCCUUCGUCCGCUGAAAUUCUGAAUGACACAGGCAACUUCCCAUACAUACUUACAUACGUAGAUAGGGGACUACCAAUCAUAUAACUUGUGUUUUAAAUAAAUACGACGGUAUGGCGUGGCAAUCGCUAAGUCGGGAAGCGUACGCGGUCUAGUGAACAACUUCGCUCAGCCAGCAAUAUACAGCGGAAGAGUGAAAAAGUAAAGCGGUUGAUAAUAAUAGUGAUACAACUGGCGCUAGGGCUGGUGCUGGUGCUGGAGCCGUUGAGCAAGUGUAGUGAAGAGAGGUGAAGUGUUAAUACGUAACAAAUCAAAACUUCCGCUCGCUGACGUGAUUGACGUGAUUAAAAAAAAGUUUAAAAGCCAAAGAAAUUACAGAGAAUUAUUAAAAAUUAAGGCAAACAUACACAUACAAAUAUGGCUAUUGAAAAAGCUACACUCGCUGAGAAGAACAACAUAACGGUUUACAAUGCGACUACAGCGCCGAAGAAGCCCAAACGACGCGACAAGAGCGAUUUGGGUCCAAAUUUCGUGGCGCCCGAUGGCGGCUGGGGUUGGGUAGUCUGCAUUGCAGCUGGUCUCAGUAACUUCUCACUUUUUCCGCCCAUGCAACAGUUUGGUUUGAUCUAUCGGCAGCGCAUGGUCGAUUUGGGUUUCACAGCAAAGGAAACAACAACAAUUAUUAAUGAUGUAAUGAGUCUGUCAUCCAUAGUGGGUAUUGUCAAUGGCGCCAUGUUUCGUCGCUUCACAUUCCGGCAAGUGGCAAUCACCGGAAAUUUAUUGGCGUUUAGCGGUAUUUUACUAACUGCUUGGGCUACAACAUUUUGGCAAUAUAUAUUUUGUCUGUCGAUGCUUUAUGGUUGCGGCUUAGGCCUCAACAUGGUCUCCACAUCGUUAGCGGUGAAUACAUACUUUAAGAAUCGCCGGCGACGUGCUACCGGCUUUACUUGGACCAUAACUGGCUUGGGACCCAUCAUUUUUCCACAUAUUUCCACUAUGUUGUUGGUGCUCUAUGGCGCACAGGGUACAAUAUUGAUAUUCGCCGCGAUCGCGCUGAACGGCUUCGUUUGUGCAUUGACAUAUCAGCCAGUUUUGUGGCAUACGAAGAAACCGAAAUCCACCGUGGAGGAAAAUGCGAAUGACGCUAACAAACCGUUAACACCCGAAAGCGAAGAAGACGAAUAUAAAUGCAAAUAUUGUCUAUAUAAGAGACAACCGAAGCGUAGCAUCUUCUCAUCGCAAUAUCUCUUCAAUGAGGAUGAUUUGGAAACACCUGGUUAUGAAAUUACCGAACCCGGUACACCGAUGAUGGCGGCCGCCAAUGACGGUUGGUACGGCUCGAAGUUAUCGCUUGCUGCGGAAAUGAGUCCAACACGUCUGCGUAAGAAAGUUAUGCGACAAGCUUCGAUCAAAGCGCAUACGACUGAUCCGGACCACCAUGACGAAUCACAGUUGAGCAAACCCAAUUACUUUAAUCGUAUGCACGAAGAAUAUGAACGUUACACAAGCAAGACUAGUGUCUAUUCGAAGUCGGAGGAGUUUCACUGCACAUGCGCUGAGGAGAAGGCGCUCAUGCAAAAGAUUUCCGAUGAGGAAUUGAAACGUGAGCAGGAACGUCUAAUGGCGGAAGAGGAGGCAAAAGAAUUGGCAAAAAGUAAAAUGAAUUUUCUGCAAAAAGUGGUGAUCUUUUUCGACUUGGAUUUGUUGCGCGAUUUCACCUUUGUCAAUUUGGUUUUGGGUAUGACCAUUAUGAUGUUUGCUGAAAUGAAUUUCUCCGUACUUACACCGUUUAUUUUGAAUGAAUACGGUUUCGAUAACAAACAGAUAUCGCUGGCCAUGUCUGUGCUGGGUGGCAUGGAUAUUUGUGUGCGCUUCUUGGCGCCAUUCGCAGUCGAAAAGGUCAAACUAGAUAAUCGUGUAUUGUUUGCCUUCGGCAUUAUUGCCAUCGCCAUCGGUCGUAUGUUUGUCGCAUUGUCGAGCUCGUAUUACGUUAUUUUGGUAUUUUUUGUACUCAUUGGCUUUGGCAAAGCUUUCCGCACAAUCUUCUCGCCGCUCAUCAUUCCCUCGUAUGUGCCAUUGAAGCGUUUGCCGGCUGCAUCUGGUUUGCAACUGGUUUUCAAUACUUUAUUCUCCUUGGCCGCAGGCCCUGUACUAGGCGUAAUUACAGAUGCGACCAGUUACACAACCACCAUACACGUACUCAAUUUGCUAACCGUUUUAGCUUUACUGCUCUGGGUCUUGGAGUCGGUUGUGCGGCGCAUGCUCGGCAAGAAGGCCAAAACUACAAUGGAAGGUUGAAUGUUGUGGUUUCAAAAUUGUGAUUGCUUUUCGUUUUGUUUUUAUUUUUGAAAAUAUAUUGAAUCAACGCCCAGUAAGUUUAUUUGCUUAAAGUACGACGUUCGGUUGAGUGUAUAUACUUAAGCAUGUGAUUGUAUGUGUUUGUGCAUUUAGUUUAAUUCUUAAUCACACAUAUUCUACUACUUUCUAUAAUAUACAUAUCCAAAAAAACUAGUUUUUAGUGAAAGUCCCGCUACUUACAUUUCUACACUUUCAUUAGUUAAGUCAAUUAAGGUUUUAUUACUUAGAGUACGCUUAGCUUUUAAACACUAGUAGUACAGAGAGAUAAGAAAAUAAAUGCUUUUAAAAAUCUUGUAA
This is a messenger RNA of Bactrocera neohumeralis, 2684 nucleotides long. RefSeq names its product monocarboxylate transporter 9. The record is from RefSeq and is a predicted model, not a curated record. Gene Ontology annotation, biological process: transmembrane transport; monocarboxylic acid transport. The transcript is spliced from 6 exons. The coding region runs from base 447 to 2327 and encodes 626 amino acids. NCBI's taxonomy places the organism in Eukaryota, Metazoa, Arthropoda, Insecta, Diptera, Tephritidae. Gene Ontology annotation, molecular function: monocarboxylic acid transmembrane transporter activity.